Molecule: messenger RNA, 1799 nt
Organism: Gloeophyllum trabeum ATCC 11539
Lineage: Eukaryota; Fungi; Basidiomycota; Agaricomycetes; Gloeophyllales; Gloeophyllaceae
Product: general substrate transporter
Exons: 7
Coding region: 111-1655 (514 amino acids)
Biological process (GO): carbohydrate transport; transmembrane transport
Cellular component (GO): plasma membrane
Molecular function (GO): carbohydrate:proton symporter activity
Source: RefSeq, a predicted model, not a curated record
CCGAGCUUCCCGUGCUCCUCGUCUAUUCAGUCGCUGGGAUUAGAGACGACCUAUCCUUGUCUCCCUUGUCUAUCGCUUGCCAUUGGACGUCUGGAUAGAGAGCAGUAAAGAUGGCCCCGCUAUCUCACAACACCAAGGUUAUCCUCUUGGCUAUAUUCAUCGCCUUCGGAGGAUUCCUGUUUGGCUAUGACAUCGGUGUUAUUUCAGGAUGUCUGAUUAUGCCAGACUUUAUCGAGCGGUUCGGAGAGGGUUCUCCGGGCUCAAAAGUCUUGACUGCAUCCCGACAAUCCAUCAUCACAUCUCUGCUCUCCGCUGGGACAUUCGUAGGAGCAUUGGGACAGGCCUUCACCUCUGAUUCAUUGGGUCGUCGCGGCUCUAUUCUUCUAUGGAGUGCCAUCUUCACCGUGGGCACCGCCAUCCAGACCGGCACGGAAACCUCGGUCGUGCAAAUUACCAUCGGCCGCUUCAUCGCGGGCUUGGGAGUCGGUGCCAUGUCUGCGAUUGUGCCCCUGUAUAACGGUGAGACCGCGCCGAAGGCCCUCCGUGGUACGCUACUGGUCAUGUAUCAGCUGCAAAUCAUCAUUGGUAUCUUCAUCUCGUACAUCAUCGACCUCGGCACCCACACUAUCAACAACUCGGCCUCAUGGCGCAUCCCAGUCGGCCUGCAGAUGCUCUGGGGCCUCAUCCUCCUCUCCGGCAUCUUCUUCCUCCCCGAAUCGCCGCGUCACCUCCUGGGCAAGGGCAGGGCCGACGACGCACGCAGGGUCAUCGCAGACCUGAACUCCGUACCCACGGAUGAUCCGCUCGUGAACGAGGUCAUCGAGGAGCUGGAGUUCGGUAUCAGGGCGGAGAACGAGGGCGGCAAGGCUACCUGGCUGGAGUGCUUCUCCACCCGGAACAAGCUGUGGUACCGUACGAUGAACGGGAUGAUGUUGCAGUUCAUCCAGCAACUGAACGGGCAGAACUUUUACUACUACUAUGGUGAUACUUUUUUCCAGAGCGCUGGUACGGAACUGAGCGCGUACGUCAUCCAAACUAUCCUGGGUGCUGUCUCGGUAGCUGGCACGGUUCCUGCACUUUACUUGAUUGAGUCGAUGGGACGUCGGAAGUCUCUGCUCACUGGUUCAGUGCUCGAAGCCAUCUGCGCCCUGAUCGCCGGUCUCGUGGGCCACUACACCCUCGCACCAUCCGGCACCCCCGCCUCACAGCUCACGAAACGCAACAAGCAGGGCGGCGACACGCUCAUCGCCUUCGCCGUCCUGCACGUCUUCUCCUUCUCGAUGUUCUGGGGCCCGACGCCCUGGGUCUACCUCGGCGAGAGCUUCCCCCUGCGCGUGCGCUCCAAGGCGAUCGCGCUCGGUAGCGCGACGAACUGGAUAUGGAACUUCCUGCUCUCGUUCUUCGCGCCGCGCAUCGCCGCGAAGAUCGGCCCGCUCAUCUUGCUCAUCUUCUUCGGCAUGCUCGUCUUCGGGUUCGGCUAUGUGUACCUCUUCAUCCCGGAGACCAAGGGCCUCAGUCUGGAAGAGGUGGACGAGAUGUACCGUGCCGGCGUAAAGCCAUGGCAUUCAUCUAGCUGGCGCCCGCACUUGUACGACAAGGGUGUGGAGGAGAAGGAGGUUCGGGAGGUCCGGGAAAAAGCUGAUCAGGAGAUUUAGGAUCGGGGAUACCUAUAUAUUUGUUUACGAUCUCACGUUCCUGGAUGCCCUCAUACUGUAAUUUACCGCACUUUGUUGUACUACCUCACUGCAUCGCAAAGAUGGCAGACUUCACUCUAAGAAUAUUCGUGAAGAAGAGUUGAG